GCUUCCGGGAGCUCACUUCCUCCACUGUCUCCUAGCAACGGCUGGAAGCGUUGUUGACAUCCCGGGCAGCGGUGGCGCAGGUCUGAGCCCAGAGUCUCGCCGCCCAUAAGAUGGCAGAGGUGGAGGAAACCCUAAAGAGGAUCCAGAGCCACAAAGGGGUUAUAGGAACGAUGGUUGUAAAUGCAGAAGGCAUCCCCAUCCGAACGACCUUGGACAACUCAACAACAGUUCAGUACGCAGGUCUCCUUCAUCAGCUGACCAUGAAAGCCAAGAGCACCGUCCGUGACAUUGACCCUCAGAACGACCUAACUUUUCUUAGGAUCAGAUCCAAGAAACAUGAAAUCAUGGUGGCUCCAGAUAAGGAAUAUCUUCUGAUCGUCAUUCAGAAUCCGUGUGAAUAGACCUGCAACAGCCAACAUCUUCUGUCCUGUGACGCUGGGUGGAAAACACUUCACUCUUUAAAGAUUCCUGAGAUUAUAAUCCAAUCUAAGUGUUCCUUUGGACAGUCCUUUCUAUUUUUACAUUUAAACUCUUUACGUGUCUCAUUUAGUCCCUUUUGAAUGUAUUGUAAAUAUGUGAUUUAACUAUAUAAUAAAUCAGUUUCUGAAAGAAACAGUAGU
This is a messenger RNA of Dama dama (fallow deer), 620 nucleotides long. It is a transcript of the gene DYNLRB2, whose product is annotated as dynein light chain roadblock-type 2. Gene Ontology annotation, cellular component: cytoplasm; centrosome; cytoplasmic dynein complex. Gene Ontology annotation, biological process: microtubule-based movement. The record is from RefSeq and is a predicted model, not a curated record. Bases 111 to 401 code for a protein of 96 amino acids. The transcript is spliced from 4 exons. Gene Ontology annotation, molecular function: dynein intermediate chain binding. NCBI's taxonomy places the organism in Eukaryota, Metazoa, Chordata, Mammalia, Artiodactyla, Cervidae.